AUGAGGCUGCUGCCGUUGCGGUGCGCAGCGAGGGUCUCAGUCCAGGCGGGUCGCCGCUUCACGACCUCCUCCCCCCGUCGCAGCCUCCUCACAGCGCAAGAGGCAGCCGACCGCCUCGUGGCCAACUUUGGCGGCAACAAGACGUUUGAGCGUAGACAGCUACUCGACGGGAACCAGCUCCAGAAGCUGCUCGACACACUCAACCGUCCGACAGGCGACGUCACGCCUGCCAAUGGCACCCCGAUCCCCCCCGGGUACCAUCUCGUCUACUUCACGCCCACGGAUGCCGAGACAUCCCUUGGACGCGACGGCACGGACAAGACGUUCAAUGCGCCGGCGCCGUUCACGCGGAGGAUGUGGGCUGGCGGCACCAUGAGAUGGGAUGCCGACGCUGAUUUGCGGGUGGGCGAUGAGGUCACCGAAAUCACCCGCCUCGUCAGCGCGACACCCAAGAAGAGUAGCUCAGUGGGUGAGAUGGUCGUUGUUGAGGUGGAGAAGGAGUUUGUCGGCAGCAGAGGACGGGCGUUGCGCGACAGGCGGUCUUGGGUCUUCCGGCCUGAGAUCGACGAGACGCUGGUGCCGGCCAACCUAAAAGCGCUAGACGUUGAUGUCCGAGCCCCGAGUGUCUCGGAGGACGUCAAGACCGAUGAUGGCAAUGGCAUCGUGCGCCAAGUACAAUGGUCACCGGUGGCACUGUUCAGAUUCUCGGCGCUGACGUUCAACGCACACAAGAUCCACUACAACGAGGAUUGGACACGGCGAGUCGAGGGUCAUCCUGGCGUUGUGGUUCACGGGCCCCUGAAUCUGAUCAGUAUGCUGGACUAUUGGCGUGACGUGCAUGGCAGUAGCCCGACUGGGAUCACGUACAGAGCAAUGUCGCCACUGUACGCAGGGGAACGAUAUCAAAUAUCUUCGAAACGGGGUGAAGGCCAGGCCGGUCGUGAGAUUGUAGUCGAGAAGAGUGACGGGACGAUAUGCAUGAAAGCCCAAGUCAACGGCUGA
Emericellopsis atlantica is the source of this 1002-nucleotide messenger RNA. Its product is annotated as putative cytoplasmic protein. Bases 1 to 1002 code for a protein of 333 amino acids. The transcript is spliced from 2 exons. The record is from RefSeq and is a predicted model, not a curated record. Lineage: Eukaryota; Fungi; Ascomycota; Sordariomycetes; Hypocreales; Bionectriaceae. Gene Ontology annotation, cellular component: mitochondrion. Gene Ontology annotation, molecular function: (3R)-hydroxyacyl-[acyl-carrier-protein] dehydratase activity.